This is a messenger RNA of Melanotaenia boesemani (Boeseman's rainbowfish), 1497 nucleotides long. RefSeq lists its product as uncharacterized. The transcript has 2 exons. Gene Ontology annotation, molecular function: nucleic acid binding. Gene Ontology annotation, biological process: DNA integration. The coding region runs from base 344 to 1042 and encodes 232 amino acids. Lineage: Eukaryota; Metazoa; Chordata; Actinopteri; Atheriniformes; Melanotaeniidae. The record is from RefSeq and is a predicted model, not a curated record.
AGCUCCUGAUUCGACACUAUGACAACCAGCUGCACCACCCUGGAGCAGAGCAUGUAUUUGUGGAACUGCAUAGGAAGUACUGGCUACUGAGAGGUAGAGAGGCGGUUAAGAAGCAUCAGCAUAACCGUGUGGACUGCAGGAAAUGGAGAAGCAGUCCCCAAGUUCCAAGAAUGGCCGAUUUACCCCCUUCCAGUUUGCGGCUCUUCCGGCCAGCUUUCUAUUCAAAGGGCGUCAACUGUUUCGGCCCCAUGCUUGUUAAGGCAGGCCGACGCACUAGAAGAGAUGGGGCAUUCUGUACAAGUGUCUUAAUACGCGAGCCAUCCAUCUAGACCUCCUACCAAACAUGGAUACUGACUCUUUCCUCAUGUCACUCAGACGCUUCAUAGCUCGCCGAGGAAAGCCUCAUGAGAUCCUCUCAGACCAGGGCACCAAUUUCCGAGGAGGAAGCAAGGAGCUACACGAAUCUUUCAGUGCCCUGGAACCUGCUGUUAAAGAUCAGCUCGCGGCUCAACAGAUCCGUUUCCAGUUCAACCCCCCCAACGCUCCCCAUUUUGGUGGAUCCUGGGAAAGAGAAGUGAGAUCGGUGAAGAAUGCCCUCCGCACCACCUUAGGAGCUCAGCCAGUACCAGAGGAGGUAUUGAGAACAGUCCUCAUCGAGGUAGAGAGCAUUCUCAAUUCUAGACCCCUAGGCUAUGUCUCCUCCGACCUCGCUGAUCCAGACCCAGUCACGCCUAACUACUUGUUGACGGGGCGGCCAGACUCCUCCUUGCCACCAGUGGUCUACCCUGAGUCUGAACUGAUUGGUCGAAAGAGGUGGCGUCAUUCCCAAGUUAUAGCUGACCACUUCUGGAGGCAUUACAUUCACCACUUCUUGCCCACCUUACAAGCCCGGCAGAAAUGGCAGACCGAGAAGGAUGACAUCACUGCCGGCACGGUAGUGCUUAUCGUCGAUCAGCAAGCACCGAGAGCUCUCUGGCAAGUAGGGACCGUGACGAGCGUCAUACCUGGAGCAGACGGACGUGUGAGGACAGCAGUGGUUUAAGUAAAGGACAGAACCUACACUCGCCCAGUCGUUCGUCUCAUCAAGCUACCAGCCCUGCCUCAGGACAGUACAGAUACCUAACAGUCAAAUUUACAUACCAAAUUUGGGGGCGGCUGUACAAAGGACUGUACUGUUUUACCUGGUAUAUUUAGUUUAUUGUGUUCACAUGUAGUUCUUACGUUCCACCACUAGGCGGCUGACCCAGCUGUAGUAAUAUAUCACAUCCGGCAGGCAGCGUGGCUCAGAGAGGUUCGGCAUCACGUUGCUAUUGUUUGAGCUGUGUCAGUGAUAGUGUGCGUCUAUCAGAAAAAACCACACACAUGCACCACUGUUCACAUGCAUCUCCCACUCAUCAAUAAAGACUGUUCAACGCUGAAUCCUGGACCUGGUCAUUCCAUCCUUCCAUCUCACCUCACCCGAACAUAAUAAUUGUUGUCCUAAACUGACACCCUGCA